Molecule: messenger RNA, 2982 nt
Organism: Ruditapes philippinarum (Manila clam)
Lineage: Eukaryota; Metazoa; Mollusca; Bivalvia; Venerida; Veneridae
Product: eukaryotic initiation factor 4A-III
Exons: 11
Coding region: 69-1268 (399 amino acids)
Cellular component (GO): catalytic step 2 spliceosome; nucleolus
Molecular function (GO): RNA helicase activity; mRNA binding; ATP binding
Source: RefSeq, a predicted model, not a curated record
UUCGCAGAAGUUGCAAGCGUCCAUUUAUUUGGAUAAUUUGAAGAAAAGAAGUGAAAAAUUAAGAAAAAAUGUCUUCUCGGCGUGUCUUAAGCGAUGAUCUGAAAACACUAGAGUUUGAAACUAGUGAAGAUGUGGAUGUCACACCGACCUUUGACAGUAUGGGGCUAAGAGAAGAGCUGUUAAGAGGAAUUUAUGCUUACGGUUUUGAGAAGCCAUCAGCCAUUCAGCAGAGAUCAAUUAAACCAAUUGUUAAGGGCAGAGAUGUCAUUGCACAGGCACAGUCUGGUACAGGAAAGACUGCAACAUUCUCAAUCUCUACACUACAAUGUCUUGACACACAGGUUCGAGAAACACAAGCUUUGAUUCUGUCACCAACUCGUGAAUUGGCAACUCAAAUACAGAAAGUCAUACUUGCACUUGGUGACUACAUGAACGUUCAGUGUCAUUCGUGUAUAGGGGGUACAAACAUUGGUGAAGAUAUCAGAAAACUAGAUUAUGGACAACAUGUUGUUUCUGGAACACCAGGCCGAGUAUUUGACAUGAUCAAGAGGAGGAACUUGAGAACCAGGUCUAUCAAGAUGCUGAUUCUAGAUGAAGCUGAUGAAAUGUUAAACAAAGGAUUUAAGGAACAGAUUUAUGAUGUAUACAGAUACCUGCCCCCGGCAACACAAGUUAUUCUGAUCUCUGCUACUUUACCACAUGAAAUUCUGGAAAUGACAAGCAAGUUUAUGACUGACCCUAUAAGAAUCCUUGUUAAACGUGAUGAAUUGACACUGGAAGGUAUCAAGCAGUUCUUUGUUGCCGUGGAGAGAGAGGAGUGGAAAUUUGACACAUUAUGUGAUCUCUAUGAUACUCUUACAAUAACACAGGCUGUCAUCUUCUGUAACACAAAGAGAAAGGUGGAUUGGCUGACAGAGAAAAUGAGGGAUGCUAAUUUCACAGUUUCAUCUAUGCAUGGAGAAAUGGUCCAAAAAGAAAGGGAGACAAUUAUGAAAGAAUUCAGAUCAGGGGCUAGUCGAGUGUUGAUAACAACAGAUGUGUGGGCUAGAGGUCUAGAUGUACAACAAGUGUCCCUUGUCAUCAACUAUGAUUUACCAAACAACAGAGAAUUGUAUAUUCACAGAAUUGGUCGAUCUGGAAGAUUUGGUCGUAAAGGUGUGGCCAUCAAUUUUGUGAAGAAUGACGAUAUCAGAAUUCUGAGAGAUAUUGAACAGUACUAUUCUACACAGAUAGAUGAAAUGCCUAUGAAUGUUGCGGAUUUGAUCUAAUUACGUUUUAUAUUUGGACAAUGUUGGAAUAAAGAGCCAAUGUAGCAGCUGCCUAUACCGGCAUCCUGAAUUGAGGUGAAAGAACUAAUGUUUUGUAACAAAACAUUUUAUAUAAGAAGUGAUAUAACAAGGAAAUAAUAAUUUAUGACAAUAUUUUCAAGUUUUUUUUGUUAUUUUUGCAUCAACAAAGUUUGAUAAAUAGUGUGUUAGGUAAAAAAAUUGAUUACAGAAUUUGAAUGUGAAUAGUGAUGUUUAAGCCUUAUAAUUUUUCGUCUUAAAUAAUGUUAAAAGGUUAACAUUGGAAUUGAAUAUAUGAUAUGAUUAUAAGACAUUUUGUAUAGAUACUUCCUUUCCGAGUGUUAUGUUCCUUUUUGUGGUUUUAAUUCUGAUGUAAGAUCAGCAAAAUUAUAGCUAUGAUUUAGACAUUGAUAUGAGUGAUUUGAAGAAAUUUCCAUGUAUUUAAAAUAGAAUUUGAAAAUAAUUUUAUGUAAUAAAGUAUGUAAUGUGAUAGAAACUAAGCACAAAAUGUAUUUCCUGGAUUACUCACACAUACCUCAGCAAUUCUUUUGUUAAGAAUCAUGGGCAAUACUGUAUUUUAGAUAGAAAUAUUUGUCAUUUUUGUCUGAAAGAAAAAAAAAACCAACAAAAAAAGCACAAGGUGAUGUAAGUUGAAAUUCAAGUUUAUUAAGUUUUGUAAAAAGAAACAGAAGUUGACUAAGAUAAGAAUUAAUGUUCAGUAGGUAUUCAGUUGGUGAACAUUUUUAGUUUUAUUAUUUAAUCGUAUUGAAGAAAUUAAAUGUAGAGACAUAUAGAAAUGUGUCACUUACAUUAAACAGCGAAAAAUAGAGUACUUCUGAAAUAUACAGAUAUUUUAAUUAUUUGUGAAUUCGUUGUUUUGAAUUGCAUUAAUCGGUCAGUUUAUAUCUCAGCAUGGUGAUUGGUAGAUUUAAUAAACUCAAUAGAUUCAUGACUUUGAAGCACAUGUUUUUUCUUAACAUGGAUUAUAUACUUAUAUUUCGUAUGAUUUCAUUAGAAAACAUGCCAGUUACUAGCCGGAAUUACCUGUUAGUACUGACAUAGAAUGUUGAAACACUAUUGAGGCACAUGUGUCCCUCAGUAUAUGACCAAAUAGUGUUAAAAUAGAGUUUUAUUUUGAUUAAAGAAACAAAACAUAGUUUUAUGUUAAUAAAAUGAUGUAUGACUUAGUCAAGAAAGCGAGAUAUGUUUCAAUAUGAUGUAAUCAACAGUUUAAAGUUGCAUGUUUCCAGUUGAGUGGUCAACGUUUCUUUAUUUCAAUAUUUCUGUCUAGUUGCUUACAUAAUAAGGACUAUUUUUGUAUAAUUUGACACAUUUAAGGUUAUGUGUUUGCGACUGAAUUUAACUUUGCGACCAGUCUGCUCAUAGUCUUCACUGUUUCUUAUUUGUUCAUAUCUUAUUUUGAUGAAUGGUUUGGUCCAAACUGGAAAGUCUCAAGAUUGAAAUAUUGACAAGUUCAUUAAGAUAUUUACAAUUUCAAUUUUGAAGAAGAAAAAAAAGUUGCAUGAACCUGGAGAUUUGCUGCUUUAAUAAUUGUCAACAUUUAAUCAUGUACAAUUAAAUCAUUAUAACAUCAUUCCAUGUAGAAUCAUUGUCAUGGACAGAGAACAUACAUGUACAUAUUUUCAUCCUGUAUUUUUCAUAUGUAAAUGUGUCAAUAAAAGAGAUGUGAAUGUUA